Exophiala xenobiotica is the source of this 911-nucleotide messenger RNA. RefSeq lists its product as uncharacterized. The coding region runs from base 144 to 593 and encodes 149 amino acids. Lineage: Eukaryota; Fungi; Ascomycota; Eurotiomycetes; Chaetothyriales; Herpotrichiellaceae. The record is from RefSeq and is a predicted model, not a curated record. The transcript has 3 exons. Gene Ontology annotation, biological process: mitochondrial electron transport, ubiquinol to cytochrome c.
CGUUACCACUUGUACACCACAGGAGGACACCUCGACCAUAUCAACGUGUCCGCAGAGUGCUGUGCUUCUACUGACAGGUCUCCCUAUUCCCACCUACACAUCCUCCCUCUCAGUUGCGGCGCUGUGGCGCGAUAGCGAUCAAGAUGGGGAUCACAGAUUUCUUUUCCGACCUGCUGAGCUCGGUGUCCUUCGUCCAGGACGUCCAUGCCGAGGCUCCCGCCGACGAUGACGAGUCAAAGGAAGGUGGAGAUGAUGAAGCAAAUGAUGAAGACGGCGGUGAUGACAAAGAAGAGGGAGGAGACGAGGAAGGUGGUGAUGAAGAGGAGGGAGGUGAUGAUGAUGAAGAAGAAGAGGAGGAAGAAGAGGAAGAGGAACCCGUGGAUCCCAAGCCACAACUAGAAGAGGACUGCGCCAAAUCCGCGCAAUGCUCAGGCUACAAGCACCACUACGACGAGUGCGUCGAACGGGUCACCUCAGCCGAAGAGAACCCAGACCACAAAGGACCCAAAGAGGACUGCGUGGAAGAAUACUUCCACCUCCAACACUGCGCGACGCAAUGCGCUGCCGUCAAGCUGUUCAAGCAGCUAAAAUAGACAAGCAUCCUCACUCAAACCGCUCCUCCACCGAUGCCAAACACGUCCAAUUUUUUCGGACUUGCGGAUGCUAUGGGAAUGAACCCUUGUACAGAAGACUGCAGCACUGCAUCUGCACGAUAAUGAGAACAGUGGACCAGAGCAGCAAGCAAGCUUCUUGCCAGUCUCCUCUCCAUGCGCGGCCGCAUAUGCGUUUGGCUGGCAAGAUUUUGGUUCUGGAGGGAUUUCUGGCUCUCCGAUGAACAAUGACAUCAACCCACAAAUAGUCACGCCUGUACAGCUAUCAUCAGAAUAAAACGAAAGAGUUAUUUUUUUGCA